AUGGAUAUCCCAUUGGCCCACUCAAAGAUAAUAUCUGAAAAGAAAAUCAGCCAGAAAGAGACUCCUAAGAAAAACAACUCAGCCAAGAAAAGAAAACUUAGAACUAACUACGGGCAUUACCAGAUGGGAAGAGUAGGAAGGAAUCAAGCUGGAGAUAACUUAAAAUAAUCAGAAAAAGUAUAUGAAAGAGGGAAAAUAUGGGACUCUUGAGAUUCAGAAAGACCGAAGAACCCAUCUUUCAACAACUGGAUUUUUGAAAAACGAAAGAGGGAAUCGUGACCUUUCAAUAUUCUUAAGCAACACUUCUAAUCUGAAUGGAAUCAAUAAACAAAAGCAAAAAGGAAAAAGUUUGAAGACUAGUAAUUACAUGACUAAUCAAAAAAAUCAAACCGAUUUGACUCAGAAACAAAAACAGAAUAACAAAUUUGCUAAUACUCAAACCUAUAAUACCUUAGAGAGGAAGUUCAAGAAGUUAAAGAAUUUUACUUCAAUGGAUAACUUGUUACACUCUCAUAAUCCAAGAUCAACUAAAGAAACAGUUACUCGGAAGAAUUACAAGUUUUCAAUUAAAGACUUCAGGAAUAAAUUAAAUGCCAGAGAAAAUAAGAGCAAGGAACCUUCUACAGCUAGAAAUCCAGAAAAUAUCCACUCAAACAAUACUUCCAAAUUUGGAAAGAAUAAGGAUAAGAAAUAUUCAAAGUAUAUCAGAUUUGGAAGUCAAAAUUUUAAACCAAAAGGACUACCAACUACAAUUAAUGGGAUUAAUGCAAGCAAGGCAAAACUUAAAUCAACCCCUGAUCUCCGAAAGAGAGGCAAAAGAAGAGUUAAAAUGGGCAAGUUAGAACCUAAAGUGCUAAACUCGGUUGAUGAAAUCCAGCUAAAUAGUGCAAAAUAUCACAGAGGAAAAUCAUCAGAAAGUACACUGAAUAAAAAUAGUAAAAUUGGAGGCAACAAAGGGCUAGUAUUCUCAAGACUUUAUAACAAAACCACAAAGAGCUUGAAGUCUGCCAGAAGAGAUAAUAGCGCGACUUGUUUCUAUGAAAAGAACUUACGGAGUGACAUUAGAUAUGAGCUAAAAACUGACAGAUCGAAUAAGAACAGUAAAGCUAAAAAGCUAACACUCCAUCGUUCACACCAGAAUUUUCUGGACCAUAUGAAUAAAUUAGAGGGCCAGAAAAAUCAAAGAAUGCUACAGCUUAUGAUUGAUAAAGAGAGGAAAGAAAUCUCUCAGAUGAGGAAGGAAAUUGGCCAUAAGAAGAAAAGAUCAAGGACGAAAAGUAGUGAUAAUAACUCAAAUACAAGUAUCCAUGAUAAACUCUAUGAUGAAAGUAAGAAGAAGAUGAUCAAAGUCAAAGAGUGUAAGCAAAAACAUAAAUUUGAUGAUCUCUAUUAUUUAAGCACAGAAAGAGACAAUCGUAAGAAGUUGUUCGUCCCUGUAAUCAAUAAUCGCUCUAAAAAGAUAAAUUCUAAAAAGUCAAAGGAGAGGAAAAACCUUGAGUGAGUUGAAGAUUUAUACAAAGAUGCAAUAAAAUAGAGCAGAGAAUAGGAACCAAUUAGUUCAAGAAGAAGUUUAUCAUAAAACAAGCAAGACUCACCAGAUGCUUGGGAGGUCUAGAAAAAUAUUAAUCGGAAACUUUUCCAGAAAGUUCAAUGAAGUUAUGGAUAGUCUCGAAAUUCCUAAUAAGAAGGAUGCUGAAGUGCAAUAUGAUCAAUACCUUAUUGCUUUAAAACAUAUUGUUUUCAUGAAUUAUUCUGAUGAAUCAAAAAUAUCCGAAAGUGAGGAAGUCUUUGAAGGGUGGAAGACAAUGAACGGAGAUACUAAAGGAUUUGUCCUAAGAAGCGAUCUCAAAAUGUUCCUUCUCAAGGCCCUUGAUUUAAAUAAAAAAGAAUCUUCUUCAGUCCAAAGUACAAAAGAUAGUAAGAAAAAGAAAGAAGAAAAACAAAGUGAUAAGGCUUCUACUGUUCAACAUUCCAAGAUAGAUUUACUUAAAGACCAUGAGAGUGAAGUCAGGCUAGAUCCGAACGAUAGUUAUUUAAACAGUGAGCAUAUUCAAGACCUCUACAGAAAUAUAAAAUACUCCAAGCCAGGCUCUUCAAAUAAAGUCAAUUCCAAAGUGAAGAAUUUCUUUUCUUUGAAAUUAAAGGAAAACAGAGAGAAGGCUAGAAAUGACCGGAAUAAAAGAAAAGAUCAAAUUAUACUCUCAAAUAUAAGCAGCAUCAGUAAAGAAUUAGGAGAAUCUAUUUACCAUAAUCUCGAAAAGGAAAUGCAUAACUCUCAGUUGAGUCAUUCCCAGAACUCAACUUGAAGAGCAGUUGAUCUUCUAAUUUACCGAGGAGAAAAAUAUAAAGAAAAUCGUUUGAAGAUGAAACAACAAGUGAGUCAGAAAGAAUAUACAGAAUGUACUUUCAAACCUGAAAUUAAUCCUAAAUCUAAGAUUAUUAGCGAGAGAGGCCAUGAAAGUAUAGCAAACAAUCGCCAGGAAAGAAAAAAUUUGAUGAGUCAAGAAAUAGAGAAAAUUAUUGGACUGAAUCGAACUCCAAGACAACAAAAUGAUCAACAGUCAUCUAAUUUUGGAAACCCUGAACCUGAAAGAUCAGAUGUUAUUCAAGAAAAGGCGAACAUGUCAAUAAAAAUCGUAAAUAUUCUUCAUGAAGAUUCUCCUGAAAGCAGAGAUUCUUCAAGUCUUAUAAAAGAAGAACCAACAUUAAAUGAAGAAGAUAAAGAAUUGGUGGAAGAAACCUCUAAGGAAGCACCUGAAAACCAAAUGAAAACCAAUGGAAGUUCGAACAAAGAAGGAAGUAACCCAUUAAAGGAGUAUAUUGUUGAUAAACAAGACUCGAGAUGUGAUACAGAUGAGUCAGACCCAAAAUCUUUGUCAAAAUAUCUUCAGAACAAGCUUUAUAUUACAACAGAUUCAUCCAUUGAUAACUCUAGAGGGAUAACUCCUUCACCUCCUCUCGAUCAAGAAAAAGAUAAAAUCAAAAUUGUGGAAGAAGAAGUAAUCCAAAAGCAUUCCUUUGAUGAUAAGAUUGAACCGGGAGGUGGUAGCGAUACAGAUGAAGAACGAUUCCCCAUCCUUUUCUUGGAUGUCAAUCUCGGAGGAGGAAAAGUCAAAAGAUUAAUCAUUUAUGAUGGAGAUGAUGCAAUGCAAAUAGCUUCUAUUUUCUGCAAAGAUCAUGGCCUUAGUGAAAAUAAGGAACGGAAGCUCAAGAAUGUCAUUCAGAAGCAAAUGGCGGGAGUACUUACCAAGAUCAAGGAAGAGGAAAGUGAUUAUUAAUU
Molecule: messenger RNA, 3280 nt
Organism: Moneuplotes crassus
Lineage: Eukaryota; Ciliophora; Spirotrichea; Euplotida; Euplotidae
Source: the annotation of a GenBank genome assembly